AUGCUAUUGAAAUUAUCUUCCAGCCUCUACUAUCCGAUCACCGUCACCGAGCUCCUGCACCGACCGGGCGCCAAUGUCAGGCAGGGCGAUGCGCUGUUCGCGUAUUAUUACCGCACGACGGUGACGGAGGGGGAUGGGCUGGGGAACAAGCGUGAUGUUGAGAGGAAGUUUCCGACCAAGUUUGAGAGUGCGGUGGACGGGACGCUGUUGGCGUGGAAGAUUAGGGAGGGACAGGUGAUUGAGAAGCCGAUUGACGUUGCGGAGAUUGACGAGCCUUGUUCUCAUGAUGUUCAGUUUGGUGGGAUGUGCGCGAAUUGCGGGAAGGAUAUGACAGUGUAUGGUUUAUCCGUUUAUGCUUAUUUGGGACAGACUUGGUUUGCUGACUGGGUUUCGCUUGGGGGUUUGAACAGCUUCAACUACAACACGGAAGUACUCGACUCAUCACGAGCGCCAAUUCGCAUGGUGCAUGACAACGCGUCGCUUACUGUGAGCAAAGAUGAAGCGACUCGUGUUGAGGAGGAUGCAAAGCGCCGACUUCUUGCAUCAAGGAAACUCUCACUUGUUGUUGAUUUGGACCAGACCAUCAUCCACGCGACUGUCGAUCCAACAGUAGCGGAGUGGAGAGAAGACAAGACUAACCCAAAUCACGAAGCGGUCAAAAAUGUACGAUCGUUUCAAUUGAUCGACGACGGCCCCGGGAUGAGAGGAUGUUGGUACUACAUCAAGUUGCGGCCGGGGUUAGAAGAAUUCUUGAAGAACAUCUCAAGCCUAUAUGAGCUUCAUAUUUACACAAUGGCAACGCGUGCUUACGCUCAGAACAUCGCGAACAUCGUCGAUCCCGAUAGGAAGAUAUUCGGAGACAGGAUUUUGAGCCGCGAUGAAAGCGGAAGUCUUACGGCGAAGAAUCUACACCGGUUGUUCCCCGUGGAUACUAAAAUGGUUGUCAUCAUCGAUGACCGUGGAGAUGUCUGGAAAUGGAGUGACAAUCUCAUCAGAGUUUUCCCGUACGACUUUUUCGUUGGCAUUGGUGAUAUCAACUCCAGCUUCCUACCAAAGAAGCAGGAACUCAACCCAAUGUCGAAAGCCCACCCAAAAAUCAAAAAGCAACCGGAUACUACUCCUGGGGCGCAAUCCAAACCGGGAGUAAAUGGUUCUAGUGGGAUGGACGUUGAUGAAAAGCCGGGAGAAGAGGUCUCAGCCCUAGAGCAACUUGUGACGAUGGGGGGCGGAGAUAACCCUGUUUUACUGCAAGAACAAGCAAGCCAACAAGACGAGGUAAUCGCGCAUCAGGUUGAAGAACGCCCUCUACUACAAAAGCAGAAACAGCUCGACGCCGAAGAUGAAGCUGCUGAGCUGCAGGCCACAGAGAAUGGCGAUUCAGCUAGUGAUGAUUCGCACGACUCUACCAAACAUCGCCACCAUCUGCUUGAAGAUAAUGACUCUGAACUUUACCAAUUAGAAGAGAGGCUUCGGCAGGUACAUACCCGCUUUUUCGAAGAGUAUGACCGAAAGCGGUCUCUGGCACUCGGAGGCCGAGUGUCUGCGCUAAGGGGUGAACGCGUGCCCACCAAGGACAAGGACGUUGAUCUCCGCAUUGUCCCUGAUAUUAAGAUCAUCAUGCCCCAGAUCAAACGGAGAAUCCUUGAAGCUGUAGUCAUGGUGUUCUCCGGUGUUUUACCCCUUGGCACCGACUUACAAAACGCGGACAUAUCUCUUUGGGCAAAGAGUUUUGGCGCAAUCAUCACGAACAGGAUUGACUCUAGAACGACACACCUUGUUGCAGGGAGAAAUCGCACAGCCAAGGUUCGGGAAGCAACAAGGUACUCUAAAAUCAAGAUCGUCACGGUGCAGUGGCUCUUGGACUCCCUAACCCAAUGGAAGCGGCUUGACGAAGAGCAGUACCUUGUGCCUGUACAUCCUGAUGACCGCGGUGAACCAAUAAAUCUAUCAGGGAAGGACUCUCAAGAUUUGGAUGCUGGAUAUCUAUCAUCUUCUGAAGAUGAGACAACCUCAGGAGAUGACAAUGAAAGCGACAUCUCGAAAAGCAAAAGUCGAAUUGACGAACUGGAUAACGCCGACGAAGCAAUACUGAUGUCAACCGGACUGGAUGAACACUCUCGGAUCGGAUAUGAUGCCGAAGAGCAGGCCGAAGUACAUGACGAGCUCAAAGCUUUCUUGGGCAGCGACAACGAGGAUAGUGAAAGUGAUAGCGAUGCGUCCAUGUUCCAAGGUUCUUUCGUCCUGCCUGCUCAUGGGAAACGAAAACGAGAUGUCGAGAGUGAUGAGAACACGGAGGAAUAUCCGGGGGUUGACGAACGUGCACCGGGCGAGCCUGCCGGAUCGCGCUUAUCUCAAAAGAUCAAACGGUCGCACGAACGAAGCACGGGUCUCAAAGAAGUUUCCAAUGCCGCGUCGAUUGAACCGACAGAACCCCCUUCGGUUGAUACUACCAAUGAGCAACUGGGGGGUGAAGCACGGGACACGGUUACCAGUGAAGCCCAGGGACAAGUAGCCGAGGGCGGCGCGAAGCCCGACGCAGAUAUGGAUGUUAGAGGGGACAGCGACAUGAUUGACCCGGUUGUGAAUGACGAGGAAGACGACGAGGAUGAAUUCGAGCGUGAAAUGCUUGCGGCGUUCGAGAACGAUAACUGGGAUGAAGCGAAAGCCAACGAGGACGCGGGCGACAAUGGGUGA
This is a messenger RNA of Uncinocarpus reesii 1704, 2694 nucleotides long. RefSeq lists its product as uncharacterized. Gene Ontology annotation, molecular function: RNA polymerase II CTD heptapeptide repeat phosphatase activity. Bases 1 to 2694 code for a protein of 897 amino acids. The record is from RefSeq and is a predicted model, not a curated record. NCBI's taxonomy places the organism in Eukaryota, Fungi, Ascomycota, Eurotiomycetes, Onygenales, Onygenaceae. The transcript has 2 exons. Gene Ontology annotation, cellular component: nucleus.